Molecule: messenger RNA, 2137 nt
Organism: Halteromyces radiatus
Lineage: Eukaryota; Fungi; Mucoromycota; Mucoromycetes; Mucorales; Cunninghamellaceae
Product: ankyrin repeat-containing domain protein
Exons: 8
Coding region: 81-2060 (659 amino acids)
Biological process (GO): protein palmitoylation
Cellular component (GO): Golgi membrane
Molecular function (GO): palmitoyltransferase activity; protein binding
Source: RefSeq, a predicted model, not a curated record
CUUUUCUUCUUUUCUUCCUUUUUUUUUUUGUUUUUUUUUUCCUUGUCUAUCUCUCUCUCUAUCUCUCUUUAUUUUAUAUAAUGUAUAAAUAUAACGAACAGGAUAUUCAACCUUUAUUACUAGAAGAUAUUGAUGAUAAUCUAUCAACUUCAAACGAUAAUGAUAAUAUAAUACAAACUUCAGAAAUAUCUUUAUUUGAAGCUUCACAUCAAGGAUCUUUAGUAUUAAUUAGAAAUAUCUUGGAUUCAAAAAACGUCUCGGUCAACGAUACCGAUGCUACCGGGGUGUCGGCUCUUCAUUACGCUGCUUUGGGAAACCAUUCUACCUGUAUCAAGUAUUUAAUUGAUAGAGGUGCUGAAAUCAAUUUUAUGGGUGGUCAAGUACCUGCAACUCCUUUACAUUGGGCUGCUAGAUCUGGUUGUAUAGAUGCUGUUCAUCAACUUGUGAACGAAGGAGCAGAUCCACUCAUGGUAGAUGGUCAAGGAUAUAAUUCACUCCAUUUGGCGGUUCAUUCAGGCAACUCAAUUUUAGUCAUGUAUUUACUUUAUGGUGAUACCAAAUUGGACGUGGAUUCAAGGGAUGGAGAUCAACAUACAGCAUUGAUGUGGGCAGCAUACAACGCAGAUGAAACUUGUAUGGAUGUUUUAUUACGAUAUGGCGCAGAUGUGCAUGCAACGGACCGUGCGCAAUUGACCAGUUUGCAUUGGGCAGUGGCAAAAAGUGAUGUGGCAUGUAUGCGUAUGUUAUUAUCUCGUGGUGCUGCACUGGAUGUCAAGGAUGAACAUGGGAAAACGGUCAUUGAUUUAGUCAAAGAUAUGAAAGUGGAAAAAAAAUGGAAUCAAGCCGUCAGUCAAGCUCAAUCUCUCCUCUAUCCUGAAACAAAGAAACGAAAUGCUAUGAUCAUCCUUGGUUUACCUUUUGUGAUCUUACCUAUGGCCCUAUUGACUUUGAAUCAUUUCCCUUGGCAUAUUUCUGUAUUGAUGACUCUAUUAGAAGUAUUAUUGAUGCAUUUGACAGUGGUCCAUAUUUUAUUACCUGCACCCUUACCAGAAGAAUUGAUCAAAUCUCCUUACUUUACUGGUAUAUUUCAAUCCUCAGCUCUCUGGGUACUCCUUACCUGGGCUUGGACAGUUGCUAAAGGUACUUCACAUCUUUUGGUACUCAACUUUAUAUUCAUUGCCUCCUAUUUUGUUGCCAUGUCAUCCUUUUAUAAGGCGGUUUUAGUGGAUCCUGGGUUUAUCGAUCACAACAUUACCUUUGAUGAACAACGAGAUGUGAUAUUGGAACUAGCAAAUAAACAACAUCUUGAUCAGCGUCAUUUUUGUAUUACAUGCAUGAUUAGGAAACCUUUGCGAUCAAAACACUGCAAACGUUGCAACAGAUGUGUGGCCAAAUUUGAUCAUCAUUGUCCCUGGAUAUUUAACUGCAUCGGCGUACGAAACCAUCGACUUUUUAUUGUGUUUCUUCUCAAUAUGGUGAUUAGUAUCACAUCUUUUGUAUUUUUGUGCUAUCGGUAUCUCGACAAUUCCUCACCUUUACUUCAACCCAGUGAACCUAAAACUCAUAUCGACUCAAAGGCAUCGAAUGAGAAGACAACAGAUUUGAUCAUCGAUUAUACCUCAUGCAAAUUGGGUAUAACAGCUUGUAGUUUCUUUGCCUAUGAUGCAUUUACAUUCUCUUUGGCUAUAUGGUCAGCAAUACAAUUGAUAUGGGUUUCAUUACUGACAAUUGUACAGCUCUAUCAAAUCGCAGUUUCAAUGACAACAAAUGAAAAUGCAAAUGCUCAACGGUAUGCCUACUUACACCAACGCCAGCAAUCUCGUUGUCAUAUAUCACCACAGCAGAUGGAUAGAACAACUGAUCAUGAUGAAAACGAUAGUAUCUGUCUUCGAGGAAAGGUGCGGGGCAAUGCGUUUGAUGAAGGAUGUUGGAACAAUUGUAUAACUUUCUGGUCAAGGCCGUCUCCUAUAUGGUUCUCACUGUAUGAUAUCCCAAACAAGAAGAAAACAAGGAUGACUGGACACACUGUCAUGGAAUCUUCUUUGGAUCACCAAGUUUAAUUUGAUAUUACAUAUAUAUAUAUAUAUAUAUAUUAUUGUCACUAUAUUUGUAUUGUAUUCACCUGCUCUUUUUUUUU